This is a messenger RNA of Drosophila ananassae, 1567 nucleotides long. Its product is annotated as juvenile hormone epoxide hydrolase 1. Bases 72 to 1460 code for a protein of 462 amino acids. Gene Ontology annotation, molecular function: epoxide hydrolase activity. The transcript is spliced from 4 exons. Lineage: Eukaryota; Metazoa; Arthropoda; Insecta; Diptera; Drosophilidae. The record is from RefSeq and is a predicted model, not a curated record. Gene Ontology annotation, biological process: epoxide metabolic process.
UACAAAAAUACAAUUAUUUCCAUUCAGUCAACGAAAUCGAGCGGUUGGGCCGUUGGGAAUUAAGCUUUAAAAUGGCAAAUAUUUGGGUGCGGUUCCUGGUCGGAGGACUCGCCUUGCUGGCGGCCAUCGGAUAUAAGAACUAUCUGGAUCUGCACGCUCCGGGCAAGAGACCCGAUCUGGACAAUAAGGCCUUCUGGGGACCAAAGUCAAGGGAGUCGGUGAAGGAGGCCACGGUCAUUUUGCCUUUUGACAUUAGCGUGAAGCCAGAGAUAAUUGAAGAUCUGAAGAACCAAUUAAGCCGCCCCUUGAAAGCCCAGGAGCCCCUGGAAGGAGUCGGCUUUGAAUAUGGCUUCAAUUCCAAGGAGCUUGCCAAGGUGGUGAAAUACUGGAGGGAUACCUAUCUGGCCAAUUGGGACAAGAGGGAGCAGUAUCUUAAGAAAUUCGACCACUUCCGAACCGAGAUCCAAGGCUUGCAAAUUCACUUUAUUCAUGCCAAGCCCACCCAAGUGAAGGGCCAGGCCCCCAAGAAGGUUCUGCCCCUGCUCCUCAUGCACGGCUGGCCCGGAACCGUUCGGGAGUUCUACGACUUCAUACCACUGUUGACCACUCCCAGUGACAAGAGCGACUACGUCUUUGAGGUGAUUGCUCCCAGCCUGCCGGGCUAUGGAUGGUCUCAGGGCUCUUCUAAAACUGGAUUCGGAGUGGCCCAAGUGGCGGUGGUCAUGCGUAACCUGAUGCUUCGCCUGGGCUUCGAGAAGUUCCUGGUUCAGGGCGGAGAUUGGGGAUCCCUUAUUGGUUCCAAUUUGGCUUCAUUAUUCCCGGAGAACGUGCUAGGCUACCACUCCAACAUGUGCACGAACAACAGCCCCUUGGCGAGCAUUAAGUUGGUGUUGGCCUCCGUCUUCCCCAGCUGGUUUGUAGACUCCCAGUACAGCGAUUUCUACAAGGGAUUAGGUGAUUUAUUUGGCACCAUUCUGGAGGAGAUGGGCUAUGCCCAUAUCCAGGCCUCCAAGCCCGACACCAUCGGCAAUGCCCUGAUCGACAACCCAGUAGGCUUGGCUUCCUACAUACUCGAGAAGUUCUCCACUUGGACGAACACCGAGUACCGAAAGCUUCCCGACGGCGGACUCACCAAGAGGUUCACCUACGACCAGCUCCUGGACAACGUGAUGAUCUACUAUGUGACCAAUUCCAUUACCACCUCCAUGCGCCUAUACUCCGAGUCGAUGAUCACAAAGCAGAUGUCUUUGAAUGUGGAUUCGCUGCCCAUCCAGGCCAAGGCCGGCUGCACCCACUUCAUCAAUGAAAUCACCCACGUCCCGGAGGCUGCGCUGACCAACAAGUUCCCGAAUCUGGUGCACAAUACCCACCACCGGGACGGAGGACACUUCCCGGCCUUUGAACUGCCCCAGCAACUCUACGAAGACUUUGUUGCUUUUGUCAAGAAGGCUGACUUGUAAAAAUUCCAUUAUUGGCUAACGAUUAUUUUAAGGAAUUUAUAAAUGUAUCAUUUUUGAUUUAAAGAAUGGUGAUGUCUGUUGUGAAAUAAAAAAUAUUAAAAAAUAGA